This is a messenger RNA of Galleria mellonella (greater wax moth), 2717 nucleotides long. Its product is annotated as proton-coupled folate transporter. The record is from RefSeq and is a predicted model, not a curated record. Gene Ontology annotation, cellular component: membrane. NCBI's taxonomy places the organism in Eukaryota, Metazoa, Arthropoda, Insecta, Lepidoptera, Pyralidae. Gene Ontology annotation, biological process: transmembrane transport. The coding region runs from base 222 to 1688 and encodes 488 amino acids. The transcript has 9 exons. Gene Ontology annotation, molecular function: transmembrane transporter activity.
ACGAAUUCAAUGGCGCGAUUGCCAAACUACAGCUUCUUAUGAUUAUAACCGGUGAUAUCUUCGUCUUUUCUCGUUGUUUAUAUAAUUCUAUCGCUCAUUUGCUAAGUACUGUUGUUACUGUAUUAUUUUAUUUAUUUUGUGAUUUUCAUAAAGAGUCUCAUUGACUGAAGCUGAAAAAUACGUACAUAUCAUUUAAUAUUAGUUUAGUGACAAUAACCUAAAUGGAUUCAAAAAGUAAUGACGAAGAUUUUAAUGCGUGUAUAAAGGAAAAAGCGCCAUGGUACAAAUACAUAACGGUGGAACCUCCAAUGUUUCUAUAUAUGAUGGCCUAUAUGAUCACAUCAGUAAUAGAACAAACUUUCUAUGUAUAUCAAGCCUGUACUGUAAACCAUGGAUAUAGCAGUGAAAUCUGUUACAAUAUAAGCAAUAACGAAGAGGUAAAUCGAGAAGUUCAGGUAACAGUUUCAACAUUUCACCAAUGGAAUGGUAUAGCCAGUCAUGUGGUACCUCUAAUACUCGCAUUUUUUUUGGGCUCAUACAGCGAUAAACGUGGUCGAAAGUUUAUUUUGCUAGCGGGAUUAGUUGGUAAACUAUAUUUUUCAGCUACUAUAACGCUAAAUGCAUUAAAAGCAUGGCCGGUGGAAUACGUUAUUUACACAGCAGCAUUCCCGAGUGCACUUACAGGUGCUGAUUUAGCAAUAUUUGCUGGAUGUUUUUCAUACCUCGCUGAUGUCACUUCGGUGAAAAAUAGAACACUUAGAGUGGGCAUAUUGGACGUCGUUUACCUAAGCACUAUGCCUACAGGUGUUGCUAUUGGAAAUCUUCUGUACAAGUAUGUGGUCAAUCGAUCAUUUACUGUUAUGUUUGCUAUCAACACUAGUCUCAUGGUUUGCGCGACAUUGUAUUGUUUAUUUUUCUUGGAAUGGCAGACGAGGCCCGAGCAAAAAUCUCUUAGAGAAGCUAAUGUAAAAAAUAUUGUAAAAGAUUUCUUUGAUUUUAACAACAUCAAACAAACGUUAAUAACUUUAACCAAGAAAAGGCAUAAUAACAGAAGGCUAUAUUUGUGGUUUCUUUUACUUUCUAUGGCCUUCUAUACAUUUCAAAGAGAUGAGCGUCCUGUGAUGUAUUUGUACGCAUCCAAAGUAUUCAAAUGGGAUGCAACAAACUUCAGUAACUUUCGCACCUACCUCAGCGCCGCAUAUGUGUUAGCUAUGCUGUUUGGUAUACCGAUUAUGACUAAACUGUUCAAGUGGAGAGACACUGUAAUAAUAAUGCUUGGAGCAACAGCUCAUAUAUGUGGACACUUGGCAUACGCUCAUGCUACUUCAGGCAAAUUGAUGUAUGUGGGAGCUACUAUAGCUGCAUUGGGACCCUGCGUAGCGCCUCUUAUACGUUCUAUGACUUCUAAAGUGUUGCCCGCAGCGGAACGAGGGGUAGCAUAUGCAUUUUUGUCGGUUAUGGAAAAUGCAGUAGCACUGUUUGCAUCAGUAAUUUAUUCUCAGUUGUAUAAAGCUACACUCAACACAAAAUAUAUCAACUCCAUAUUUUACCUCACAAUGAGCACACAAGUCAUUGUGUUUAUAUUGACAGUUAUUAUAGAUAUAAUGUUGAAAGGAAAAAAAAUAGAAGUCUUAGCAGAUCAAGAAGAAAGACAGAUAGCGGAAAGAGAAACUCCUGAUCUUACGUAACUCGAAAUAUAAAAAUUAAAUCUGUUCGUUGAUAAGGAUAUAGCAAAAGUAAACGAGUAGAAAAUCUCUUUUGUAGUCGUGCAACAAUUGAUAAAUGUAUCCCUACAGCACGUCUCUCCACGCGAUGCUCUCAGUUUGUCUAAUACAUUCAAUAAAUGCAGGGGAUUAAAUUCUAAAUCUCAUAUUUUCAAUAUAAUUUCAUUACAUCACUAAUAGGUCUACAUUUCUAAAAUAUAGACACGAUAUGUGAUGUAGUAUUGUUUUUUAUGGAAAUGGCGAAUAUUAUAAAUAAUUAUAUCUAGGUAGGCUAGGUCGCUUUGAAACUGCAUUUAACUAAUUACUUAUGUAAUGUAAAACGAAAGCUUUUAAUUUAGGAAGCGAAGAAGAGUUUGUUAGUUGUGAGUUAGUCGUCUUAUUACUAGCAAUAUACCCUGUCAGGUCGACCUCCACGCGGCGAUUCGCAUAGUUUCGCGGGGAGAAGUGUGCUCUAAGUAUUAGUAUUGUAGGCUUAUGUACGGUCACAAAAGACAUUAGUUUCUACUUGCUUUCUUUUUCUAUAGUAUUGUUACUGUAUUUUAAUAAUUAGAAUGUAAAUAAAUUAAAGUAGCGGGUUGCCCAUGGUCCUAAAAUUUAUUCCUCAAAAUUGGAAACACAUUAAGAAAAGAACCUGGCGUUCUCUAUCUAGGUUAAAACGCUUUUUUAACGACGGGUAAGAUAGAUGUAAAUUCUUUGAGAGUAAUUAUUUUUUUCUCAAACAUGCUUGGAAAUGUGAGCAUUAUUUUGACAAUCUUCUUCGAGAUAAAUCAAAAUUGCCGUACUGGCCAGAUACAUGCGGGCAGCGGCCGGCAAAAGUUGUAUGAAAAUCCAUAUCUGUCGUAUUUUGCGGCCAGAUAAAUUACUAUGUAAACUCAUAUCUGUCCUGUAAUUUAAAAAUGGAAUGACCUUUUACUUCGAAACAUGGUUACCAAGGAGGUAACUAAUAAAAGGUUUUAUUUAAAUUUCGAACUGGCUUACAAAUAGAAAGCUGUU